ACUGACGUUCUGAUCGUGUAGACUUGACAUCCACGGUGGGUCCGGACUUCAGCCUCAUGAACCUCAGGCAUUGUAAAAAUGUGUAUUGCACUGGUCCUCUGCCAAUAUCCACAAAAAAAGUCACUAUGCAAUUUACCUAAUGCGUGAUAUCGACCCGCGCAGAUGUUAGGAGGAUCACUUAACACACAAAGAGACAGAACCACAGGAGUGUGAAGUGUAGUGUUGACUGACGUGCGACCAUCCGUGCAGUGGAAGAGUCUCCAAAUCGGGUUAAUCUAGCGUCAGGAUGUUCGGGACAGGUGCCCCCCAGAGGUUCAUCAGCGGGGUGGUGGAAGGCUUCUAUGGGCGACCAUGGACUAUGGAGCAAAGAACACAACUUUUCAAAAGGGAGCAGACCUGGGGGUUGAACACCUACCUGUACGCCCCCAAGGACGACUACAAACACCGCAUGUACUGGAGGGACCUGUACUCUGCUGAGGAAGGAGAGCAACUGAAGGCGUUGAUCUCCGCCGCCCAUCAGCACGAUGUGGAGUUCAUCUACGCCCUCUCCCCCGGCCUGGACAUCACCUUCUCCAACCCCAAGGAGGUCUCCGCCCUGCAGAGGAAGCUGGACCAGGUUCAGGGCUUUGGCUGCAGGUCCUUCUCGCUGCUGUUCGACGACAUCGAGGCGGAGAUGUGUCCGGCGGACCGCGAGGCCUUCAGCUCCUUCGCCCACGCCCAGGUGGCCGUCACCAACCAGGUGUACCUGCACCUGGGGCAGCCCCACACCUUCCUCUUCUGCCCCACAGAUUACUGCGCUGCGUUCUGCACCCCCAGCGUCUCCCAGUCCGCCUACCUGCUCACCGUGGGGGGGGGGCUGCUGCCCGGCAUCGACGUGCUCUGGACCGGUCCCAAAGUCGUGUCCCACGUCAUCUCCGUGGAGUCCAUCGAUGAGGUGACCUCCGUCCUGAAGAGGGCGCCGGUCAUCUGGGACAACAUCCACGCCAACGACUACGACCCCCAGAGGCUGUUCCUGGGGCCCUUUAAGGACCGUCCAUCUGCGCUGAUUCCAAAGCUAAGGGGGGUCCUCACUAAUCCCAACUGUGAGUUCCACCCCAACUUUGUGGCCAUCCACACGCUGGCCACCUGGUGUCGGAGCGUGCCGAGCGCCGGGGACACGGGUGAGGAGGAUCAGAGCUACAGUCCCCAGAAGGCCCUCAGCCUGGCCCUGACCGACUGGCUGCAGGUGUUCCUGAACCCCGACCAACCAGGAGGUCCUCAGAAGAAGGGCUCUCCGGACGAGGAGGCCAUGCAGACGGACGUGGGCGUCUAUGUCCCGGGGCCGGGGGACCACCCCCUGUACACCGCGGAGCCCCUGACCCUGGCUGACCUCAACCUGCUGUCAGAGCUCUUCUACCUGCCCUACGAGUACGGCCCAAGGGCCAGGAGCAUGCUGCAGCAGCUGGACUGGCUGAGGGCCCACAGCACGGCCGCCGCCGCCGACAACGACCAGAGCGCCGAGUGGCACUCCCAGGCGCAGGCCUUUGACCAGAUGUGCGAGGCGGUGGUGCAGAUGUUCACCCGCCUGUCCAACGCGCCCAACCGCCGCAUCCUCUACGACCUCUACGACUACAUCUGUGACAUCAAGAGCGGAGUGGGCCUGGCCCGCGCCCACAUCAAGACGCUAGGGGGGCGUGGGGCCCGUCCCUCUGCCCAGGUCCUGAACCUCGACCCGGAGCCCUGGGGGUUCCGUGGCGGGCUCUCUGGAGAGAUCCAGAGGAUGCUCCCCUGCCACGGGAACCGGGACCUCUUCAGAACCCCCCCGAGGACGGCGGUGUACACAGUCCGGCCGCUGCGCCCGGACGACACGGUCACGGUCCAGCGGAUCUUCAAGGAGAUGCAACGAGAGGAAGGGGGAGGGGCCACGACACUUCAACCCCAGAUGAGUGAUGGCCUGUUCUCCGGCGGGCCCCUGGCCUCCGGCCCGUGCGCGCUGGUUCUGGAGGACGAGGAGGGGCUGUGUGGCUACGCCCUGGGACUCCCUGACGCCAGCCACGCCCCGCCCAACACCCAGAGGGCGCUGUGGGAUUCCCUCUCCGCGGUUUACCCGUCACUGAUCACCAUGCAGCUGCUGCCCAGGGUCACUGACCCCGCCCCUGCCACGCGUAUGAUUGGUUGCCUGCUCUCGUCCAUCAAAAGCUGUGGGUCCAGAGGGGCGUUCUGCGAGCUGAGACCCAACGACCGCAGGAUGCUCGACUUCUACACCAAACUGGGCUCCUUCAAGACCCUCCCAUUGGCUGGAGCCCCGCAGGAAGUGAUCGCACUGGGGACGGCCCUGUGAACCAGUGGCUAGCGCUCAGGGUUUAGAGCAGUGGUUCCCAAAUGGGGGUCUGCGUACCCCUAGGGGUACUGCAGGGGUACUGCAGGGGGUACUCAGAAUUAUUAUAUAUAUUUUUUUUAAAGUCGUCAGUUUCAGGAAGAAGAUAUUUGAAUGGGAUUCACCUGGACAUGCUCUGGCCCUCCCCUGGCGUUGUGCCUCUUUUGUGGGGAGGGAUAAGCAGAUGUAUGGAUCGCAGGCCCAUGUUCCUCACUUAAUUGUGAGUAUUUGCAGCCCUUUAAUGUUCAUGUUUACACAGCCAAAUAGGAUGCUCUAUGUUCAUUUUAUUUUCUCUCAAAUGUUUCGUGCCGGGGAAGGGGGUGCUCAGCUGAAAAAGUAUCUUAGAGGGGGUACACUAGUAGAGAUGGUUUGAGUACCACUGGGUCAGAUGAUGGCAGUGGGGACUGCCCUGUGAACCAGUGUCUAGCUCUCAGGGGUUAGAUGAUAGCACUGAGUCUAGCGCUCAGGGUUAGAUGAUUUAGAUGAUGAUGAUCUAAACACUAAGCUGGUAAACACAUCAGCGAUGAUCUGACUGAGUGGUGAAAAGGAAUCAGGAAUCACUGCAGUCAAAGUGUUUGAGUCUGGGAUUAUUGUUGGAUGAAUAAAAAGCAUUGGCUUGUA
Gadus macrocephalus (Pacific cod) is the source of this 2977-nucleotide messenger RNA. It is a transcript of the gene ogal, whose product is annotated as O-GlcNAcase like. The record is from RefSeq and is a predicted model, not a curated record. Gene Ontology annotation, biological process: glycoprotein metabolic process. Bases 287 to 2320 code for a protein of 677 amino acids. The transcript has 17 exons. Gene Ontology annotation, molecular function: beta-N-acetylglucosaminidase activity. NCBI's taxonomy places the organism in Eukaryota, Metazoa, Chordata, Actinopteri, Gadiformes, Gadidae.